Solenopsis invicta (red fire ant) is the source of this 6540-nucleotide messenger RNA. RefSeq lists its product as uncharacterized. The record is from RefSeq and is a predicted model, not a curated record. The transcript has 5 exons. Lineage: Eukaryota; Metazoa; Arthropoda; Insecta; Hymenoptera; Formicidae. The coding region runs from base 424 to 5154 and encodes 1576 amino acids.
UCGCGACAAUAGAUGUAAACAAGAAUUCGAUUUGAACAUUCGUUGUAACGUAAAUAAUUACAACUGUCGUUUUUAGAUCGCCGCGGUGCAUAGCAGAGCGAAUGUGCCAGACGGGACAUCGCAUCGUAGAAGAAGACGUUAGUUGGAGCUCAUCUCGGACUGCUAUUUCAACGUGAAUACUCCACGCGCGAAGUGACGCGCAUAUUCGCGUCAUAACCUACAAGCCCCUUCGUUGUCGACAACAGACGCUGAAGCGAUGACGGGAACUAAGGCGGGAUAGGUAUAACUGGUUUCCGUUCGACCGUCGCUCAUCGCGUACGCUGAGCAACGUUAGAUUUGCGGCGCGACGAGCGGACGCGCGCGUAGGAGAGACCCGGGUAUGAGAGGCCGAGGGUGCGAGAGAAUGUAUCGUAGACAGUUAGUAUGGAAUACGACUCGGAAUCCAGCUGCGAGGGCCGCUGUUUGAGAGACUACGAGAACCCGGACGAGUCGGCGUCGCGUCCGACGCCGGGGCGCGAAAGAUGCGACCAACGCGACGAUGCUCCGCCGUGCAACCACUCGUCACCGUCGCCGUCGUCGAUCGAGCCGUUCAAGUUCAAGUCUCACCUCGCAGGCAAGAAGAGUCUCUCCGCGCAGGUAAUGGAAUAUUAUCGCAAGUACUCCGGGGACGCCAAUCUAGAUCAGUACUUCUCGCUACCCGUGUCGAGUACUCCGCAGGAGGCUAUUAAGUACUAUUACAGUGUAUACGAGUUAAGCGCCGAGGUGGGCUCGUCCAGCAGGCAGGACUGCGUCGGCGAGGAGUACAACCUUAAGUCCCUACCGAAAGAGAGGCGCAGGUGGGUGAGACCCCCGUUGAUCGGGCAGUCCUCCAACGCGGACGCCUCGUCCAGGUAUGUUCAACCGUUGACCGAUCUCCAGACGUCGCCGUCCCCUGAUCUCAAGUACGUUACGCCGGAAACGAUACACGAGGAGAGGAACGAGAGCCAGGACAAGUUUCCAGAGGUGAGCGAGAGAAAGUUGUCCUCUCCGACCUCUAGCGUGGCGUCUUACAAGCCACUGGAGUGGGACAGCGGCGCGGACGUCGGUUACUUCAAUUCGAUCGCACACAACAAGCAAAGCGACAAGAAGUUGAGCACCAUAGAACGCAUGGCCCUGGCACGAGGAUGCUCCGCCGCCUUACGCUUAGACCCGGAGGGCACCACCGAGUCGGGGAUACAAUCUGGGAAGAACGUGGCUGCGCAAGGCAAUUCGAAAUCGUCCGCGCCCGACGCGAAUUCCACCCCGUUGAUCGGAAAUAUUUCAGGAUCCGAGAGCGAGAUAGAGAUAACGCCCAUCGUGAAGAAUCAUCUGCCGGGCAUCAUAACGGGGGAUGACAUAAAAUCGCAGGAGAGAUGCGUCUCGAACGAUGCCUCGCAGCCGAAAGCCGUAGUGAGGCCUACCAGACUCGAGAUACACGACACCCCCACGUCGUCGUCGGCGUUUAAGGCGCCGUUGCCCAAGUGUUCGACGGCGGACAGGAGGAUCUUGAACAGGCGCCAGGACGCCGCGCGUCCGUCGAGUUCGCUGCUACAGAAGAGCAUCUCGAUGAACGUGAUACCCGCGUUGUCGUCGAAAUCCUCGCUGAAGAGAAGCCAGAGCGAAGUGAAUCUACACUCUAAAGAGAAGAAGACUGUGUUUCCUCUGAUCUUCAACUCCACCUCCUCUAUCGCCACUGUGGUGAAUAAACCUGCUACCUGCGACAAAGUAAUACAAACGAGUCCCGACGUGUGCACUCAGGAGUCCGUUGGCGUACAGGUCUCCGAUCUCGAGGAAAAUAAACCUCGACCAGCGGCGGAGAAAGAUCCUAAUCUGCGAACGGCGAUACAGUCUAUAUUGAAAAAUUCCAAAGGUACAUAUAAGGUGAAAAAUUCAAGAAAAUACGACUCGUCGCGUUCGGUAGGUGACGCCGAGGUCGGCACGGACGCAAAGGAGAGCCAGAGGCACCGGAGCAGCUCGAAUGUCUCGCAGAACGCGUCGACCUCGGUAACGCCACAGCCGGACGAGACGGAAAACGUGUCUGGGAGAGCCAACAGUUUCGAGUACUUCCCGGGACACACCUACGCGAACGUGCCGAAUGAGAGGGACAGCCACGCUUCCUCGGACACCGGUAGAUCGAACUCGACACUGCCGAAUAGCAGUUCCAGCGUCAAUGACAAACUCUGGGGAGAUUCGGACAGUCUAGUCCGGGAUCUCGAGAGGAGCGUCAACAUCCUGAAGAGCCUCGUCGACGCCAACAAAUGCGACAAGCAGGUGAAGAAAAGACUGAUACAGCACGUGAUUAAGCGGCUCGUGACUGCGAAGUAUACAGACGACAAGAUUGAGCAUAAUUUGGAGGAUAACGUUCCUUGGAAUCCGGACGACGCCAGGAACAAGGUUUACAGAACCGAGCUGCUUCAGGCCCUGGCGAACAAGCACAGCACCACCGAGUCCUCGGACGAGUGGAAUCUGCGAAAGAAGGACGCGUCUAUGGGACAGAAAUCCAUGGGGACCACCAGCGACGUCAUAAAGGAAGUCGCGUUGGAGAGUAGUAACAGUGACAAGUUCGACCGACAUACGGACAGAACGGAAAUGGACGGUAGGAAAGCGCGACUAGGACUGAGAACGGACGAUUGUCAGCAGACCAGCAACACGCCGACGGAUCCCGACAAGAGCGAGAGCUCCGAAUGCUUUGUGCCGCAACGCAAUCAUAAGAACACUAAGGUGAACGACAUAUUUUGCUUCAAAGAGAACUGCAAGCUGCCGCACAGAGAGUCGACCACGACGAACAGUAUACCUCCAGAUCACAACAGGAUCUUGCUGGACGCCGUCGUGAAUAACAGAAGAACGCCAGUCGAGUCCAACAAUAACACAGACAACAAUACCGACUGGAGAUUACCGACGACCUCAUCCGAGAGGCAGUUCGAGUUGAAGAAGUGCAGCAUGUCCGAAUCCAGGGAUUCUAAGCUAGUUAAUUACGCCGAGAUGGAAAAGCGAAAUCAACUGAUUUGGAUUACAAACGAGAUUAGUCACCUUUGUAACUUGAAAAAAUUACUGGAACAACCCAGGCGACUAGAAAGACCGAAAUCCUCGCCAAGAAAAUCUAAAUCGAAACAAACAGUGGUACUUAGGCGAGAACAGCACACGGAUGCCUUGAACAGGAGCGUAUCCGAUUUGCAAGAGGAUUCCAUUAACGAGCCAUGGUCAUCUCACUGCAACUUGGCGGUAUGCGAAGCUGCUGGUGAUACUAUAAUCCAGAGGGUCAUGAAACGUAACAGUUGCACGCAAACGGCCACGGGCGUGGCCAACGUUUAUUCGAAAACCGGUGGAGAGAUCAUUUCUGCUACCAAAACGCGAAGAUCCGCGACGAAGCAUGUCGCCGUCGGUGUGCAGACCUUGCUAUCUCGAGAAGUGUCAUCUUCGACCCCGGUAACGGCGGAGUCGGACGUAUACGAAGCGAAAUACGCGAAUCCUCAAAAGCCGUGUACGCAUUACCAAAACGGCACCAAGUGCAGAGAUCAAUCGUGCCAGACGCUCACCGCUUCGAUCGUGCAGCGCACGUGCACGCGAUGUAAACAGAGUUCAUCCGAGACGACCUUAAUCAGAUCGCAAAAGGGUCACCAAGGGGACGCGCCGGCCGUUUCGCAGCAAACGCAAACGAAUUACGCGAGCGACAACAGCGCGACAGAGCCUGUUCAGCACCGUGUGUCGCAAAGCGGCGCCGUCCAGCCGAAACAGAAAGAGGCUAAAAAUCAAAUCAACGCGUCGAAAUCAAAAUGCAGUUGCGCACGUGGCGUCAGCGACAAUAAAGCCAGCUCGAGCGCCGUUAAAACCAAACGGACUGAAUGUUAUAAACUACCAUUUGCUACAUGUCCAUUGUGUUUUAAACAGAAGCCUACUGUAGAUGUUGAUAAUGCUGUCUGCGGCGUAUGUCAAAAGAGUCCUUCAUGCACGCACGAUAACACCUCGGGAGUUGAGCAAACCUGUGGAAGUGCGUGCGAGUGUGACAAUGUCCCUAACGACGCAGAUAGAAGGAUUGUCAUUGGCAAGUCGAGACAGAACUGUAACGCGGAAAGCCAAGGUAGGAUGCGCACAUUAAACUACGGCGAACGGAGUGACACGGGGAGGAAGAUUUACGAUUGCGCGAACGAUUGUGCCGCGUGUCAUAAAUCGGGAACCGCCGCAGGAACGUCGUGCGAAUGUUGUUCAAGCGGUAAAAUUGACAAUAAUGACUCGUGCCGUUUUGAGUGUCGUCUAAAGGUAGCGGAGCAUCAACCGCAGACGCAAAUUUAUUCUGACAGUUCGCAGGAUAGCGACAACGUCAAUCGACAACGUAAAGUACAAAGUAGCUUAAAAUGCAAUUGUGAUGAGGCUUGCUCCUGUAAUAAUAAUCAAGCGAAAGAUAUUGUCAAAGGGAAAGCGUGCAAGAGUUACACAUUAAAACCAAAUUACGUAGACAAUAGCAGUAUUAAUAAGACCGAAAGAAAUUACAAACAUUGCCGCGCGUGUGGUGCCAUGUAUAAAAAUGCCAGGAAAUGCGGUUGUCCUCAAACGUAUCCCAAAGCUGUUGCGUAUGAAUUAUCAUUUACAAAAGAAAAUGUCUCGAAAAAUGAGAUCUCCAAUAUUGCAACACCGAAAAUCCUCAAGCAACCGUUGAACGCGGCAAAAUCUGACGCUUGUCCUUGCGAUAUUAUAAAAAGAAAUAAUUCUAGCAAAAAUCUUCAUCAAGCGAGUACAUUGCAGGAUUAUUUAUCUAAAAAUAAUCCUGAGUUUGUCGGCAAUGCAGAAACACGUCGGCAGUAUUUAUCGGAAAUAUGCCAGUUGCGAGAAUUGAGGAAAGAGAAGCGAAUACAGUUAUUGGCAAUGGCUAGUAUGUCCAGCAUUACUAAAUCUGCACCAGUACGAAAGCCAACAGUUUACAUGCAACGAAAAAUUACUGACGAGGAGAUGAAGGAGAGAUCUCGUAAACGGUAUCUCCGACUAAAUGAAGUGCGAUUUAAACGGCGGCAACAAGAACGACAAGAGGAAGCACGUCGAAAUAAACUCAUGGCGAGGAUCUUUUGUAAGAGAUUGCAGCAAAAAGUAUUAAGGGGCCAAGUAGAUUUAUCUCAAAGCGUUAGCGUUAUUUCCAAUUUGUAGAAUUAUUAGCGCCUACUUAUGUAGAGAACUGUUCCAUUUUCUCAAAUAUCCAUGACAAAAGCUAUCUCACAGAUUUUAUUGAAAUAUUAAUAUUAUAGUUCUUACAACAAGAUUAAAAUUUGCAUGUUAAAAAGGUAUACUUGUGAUGCACACAAGGUAUAAAAAUGUGACAAUUCUUAUGAAAGGUAUAAAAAUGUGACAAUUCUUAUGAAAGAAUAUUGUCAAAAUUUAUUCCGUGGAACAUAAUAAUAAAAAACUAAUUAAUAAACAAAUUAGAGCGAACAAUUUUAGCAAGGUCUUUGGGAUAGUACUUAAUGUCAUGCACAUUUAAUUUUUUAUAAACAUUUAUCUUUAAGUGAGAAAGUUCUAAAAUAUUCUAAUUUUUGAAAAGAGAGAGAGUUAUACGUUUUACACUUCAGAAAUAUUAUCUCAGGUAGUUAAAAUUUGUAUUACAAUAAUGUGUUUUUUUAGUGAAAUUGCAUAAUAGGACUCAGAUUUAUAACCUAUUUAUGAUUAUUGAAUAUGUAUUAUAGAUAGUGGAGAAUCUGAUCUGUUUUACUUAACGUAAAAGUUACGUAUUUUUUCAUUAAGUCUAUAUAUAUGAGUGCAGAGACGACAUGACUAAAUAGUACAAAGGACAUUGAAUUUUUUUACAUGCAUUUUAUAUACUAUAUAUACUAUAUCAAGAAUACAUUUAGGUCUUUUAGGACAAUGAUCUGUAUGUUUCAACUAUUUCUUAUAAUUAUGGAAAUUAGAUUAAUCCCGAUAUAAUUUCGCUGAUUUAAAUAUGAAAUAUAUGCAAUUACAAUUUUUAUCCAUAUAUGGUAAUAAAUGAAACAUUUUGCCAAAGUUUUUCACGCGCUAACGACGUUAAAAAUUGAAUUUAGCGAAAUCAUAUCGAUAUUAAUUCUUAAUAAAAUAAUUGACGUUUAUACACGUAUAACAAAAUUAUUUUCACGUAGUAAAACAUAUCGUUGAAACAUACCACCGAUCAUAACAACUGAAUGCUUUAAAAUAAGAAACAUUAAAUAUGUACGUAGUACCUGAAUCUUGUAGUAUAGCAUUUUUUUAUUGCAUAUGAAUUAUAUAUAUAUAUAUAUAUAUAUAUAUAUAUAUAUAUAUAUAUAUAUGUACACACAAACGUGCUAAUAAAUUCUUAAAAAAAAUAUAUAUAUAUACUUUUAAAGGAGAGAAAAGAAUGUCGCUUUAUUCGAUCUCUUAUAACAUUAUAUCUACAAAACUAUUGGUUUUAUAGCAUUCACAACAAGAUAUAUUGUGCGCUUGACACGACUCGAUCAAACGCUUGCAAAGCUUGUAAUGAAAGAAAGAAUAUUGUGGCAGAAUUAAUUGAUUUAAUUCAGAAAUAUACCAAUCAUUCAAAUCAAA